This is a messenger RNA of Cylicocyclus nassatus, 1581 nucleotides long. The record is from the annotation of a GenBank genome assembly. Lineage: Eukaryota; Metazoa; Nematoda; Chromadorea; Rhabditida; Strongylidae.
GGUUGAGAUUGAAGGAAGCAACUAUUUUAGAAAAUAAGUUGUGAAUGAGCAUUACGGGUGACACAUCUUUCUACACAAAUAAGAUAUGUUUGGCACCUAUGGUACGCGCAGGUCGCACGCCAUUGAGGGUUCUUGCUUUGGAGUAUGGAGCAGAUCUAGUUUAUACCGAAGAAAUUAUUGACCAAAAGCUUCUGUCUAGCAAACGAACAGUUAAUAACGUUCUGGACACGAUAGAUUACUGUAUGGUUGAUGAUGUUGUUCUCCGAAUAUCGAGAGCUCGAGAGCAAAAGUCCUGUGUUCUCCAGAUUGGAACAAAUAGCGGAAACAAUGCGGCUGAAGUGGCAAAAAUGGUAGGUACAGAUGUGGCGGCUAUAGAUGUUAAUAUGGGUUGUCCAAAACCAUUCUCGAUACAUUGCGGUAUGGGAUCUGCCCUUUUGACUAAAGUGGACAAGAUCAGGGAGAUCUUGACGUCGCUUACAUCCGUAGCCCAAGUUCCCGUCUCAUGCAAAAUAAGAGUAUUAGAUGACCCGACAGAAACUCUCAAUCUCGUACGAGAAAUCGAGAAAUGCGGUGUAGCUGCUCUUGGUGUGCAUGGUAGGCGACGAGAUGAGCGAGAUCCACAUCCAUGUCGCAUCGAUGAGAUUCGUGAAGUGGCUAGGACUGUUAGCAUACCGGUGAUAGCGAACGGUGGUUCUGGCGAAAUAAAGUCAUAUGAAGACAUACUCGACUUUCGGAAAGAGACCGGAACGUCAUCGGUUAUGGUUGCUCGUCAGGCACUCUCAUGUCCAUCUGUAUUUCGACGCGAUGGAACUCUGCCCUUUGAUAGAGACAUAGAAAAUUUCUUGGACUUGGCUUGCGAGUUUGAUGAAAAUUAUACAAUGACAAAAUAUGUCGUGCAACGGAUACUUGGCGGUAAACAGGAAUCUGAUGAGAGAGGUCGACAAACAGUAUUAGCUGGCAGUAACUUGGAGAUUUGCCGAGCUUGGGGAAGAGAAGAUAAGUACGAAGAAUGCCGGAGAACACGAUUGCGAAAGCAAUGCAAACGUCAAGAAAAGACAUCUAUUAAAAUCGUCUAUUUACGUUCAUUUUUUCCUGCUAUUGGACUCAAACAGUCUAUUGUGGCUGGGCAAGUGACCUUUUCUGAACUUCGCUCCGCAGCAAUACGUUUUUCUGAUGGCUUUCGGCCGAAUAUGUGGCCGUCUGUACGAUGGACCGCUUAUGCAUAUUUCAAGCGGCUUUUUCUGAAUUGGGUCGGCUUUCCAGCAUUGAAAUAUGUAGAGGACGACUGGAAAGGAAUGCAUGGAGAUGCACUCAAUGAUAUCAUCGAUGUCGUGAAUCGUGGCGCAAAACCGUUGACACAAGAAGAACAUGCUUCUAUCCAGGCAAGAACGGAGGAUUGGGCUGCGUUAAAUUUGGCGCUUGAAGAACGUCGUCAGGCAAGGCCAGGUUACGUGAAAAAGGAGGAGCCAGUAGAUUCCGAUGACGAGUAGACGAAGAGACUAUAACAACAUAUAAUUUGCGUUACACUGAUCUUUUUGCUCGGGUUUUGAAUAUAUGAAAUAUAUGAUUCUUUUGCAUCAC